AUGAGCGGUCUGGAUUCGGGGUCGUUCAGGCGACCGUUGCAUUCGGACACUGUAGCAACGCGGUUCCUACACGGGCGGCACAGCGCGAUGCAAUUCGCAGUUAUGCAGCUGGGCGUGUGCACGUUCAAGUGGGACCAAGGGAGGAAAGAGUUCAUCGUUCACCCGUUCAACUUCAAGGUGUUCCCCCGGUCGGAGAUCCCGGGCUUUAAGGGCGUGCCGGCGCUCUCCUUCCAGUGCCAGCCGUCCUCGUUGGAGUUCCUGGCAGCACACCACCUCGACUUCAACUCCUGGGUGCAGCACGGAAUCUCGUACCUGUCCUACGAGCAAGAGGAAGCCGCAUGGAAUUUUCUCGAGAUCCCUCCCCCAUCAGCAACAGCCACCAAUAUAACCGUAGGCCCCAGCCAAAAAGGAGCUGCUGACGUGGCACAGCCCACCAAUCACACGCAAUUCAGCACAAGCACCAGCAGCACAAGCAGGUACAGCUGGCGGGACAGCAGCGACAGGAGCGACCCGUCAAGCCCGCCAUUCCCCGGCGUGCAGUUUGCAGUGAAGAGCCUGGCCCGCGUUGACCUGUGGCUCGCGCAACUCAGAGCAGCAGCACAGGAGGUGGAGCAGGAGCAGCAGGAGGAGCAGCCUUUGGCAAAGGGCGUUGCGAGUAGUGUGCUUGGGGAGGGUCCAGAGGGAUUUUCACGGGAGGCUGCGGUAAGGGGUGUGGGAGGGGACGGGAGCAGCAGCAGCAGUGGUUUACAGCCUGCGUUAGCAGCAGUGGUUGGGAAGAGGCCGUGGCUCUCUCUUCGAAUAAAUGAUGCCUUCAACUGUCACGCUGCCGACCAGGCAAUUCGUCAUAAGCACCCCUAUCUGGCGUCGCAUGAGGAGCGGAUUGGUGCGUACAAGAAAGUUCGGCUCUUCCUGUGCAAAUCAAAGGAGGAGGCUGAGAGGGUGCAGAAGCGCCUACUGGAGCUGCGGCAGGCGGGAGCAGCAGCAGUGGUGCGCAGAGCAGUGGGGGUGAGGCGAGUGGUGGAUGCCUUGUCUCUGGCGUGCCAGGAUAAGCCGCUUGUGGCGCACUCCUGCUUCCUUGACCUCGCUCACAUUCUGCACAAGUUUGUGGGUCAUGUGCCGCCCUCCCCGUCGCUCUUCUCUCGCGAAGUCUGCCGGCUCUUCCCUGCUCUCUUUGACACCAGUUGCCUUGCUGCUGCCUCGCUUCUAGCACAGGAAGCUGCGAGCACCAACAGGCGGGCGUCGCUCGGCGCUCUGUAUGAUACUUCCAGGAACCUUCCGUUUGUGGAUGGGGCGCCCAUGCGAGUGCAUUUCAGUCAUGAGGCUGCCAGAUAUUCCGCAUCCAACGGCCAGGAUCCGAGGCACGAGGCAGCAUACGAUGCGUUCAUGACAGGAGUGGUGUUCGCCCAAGCCUGCCACCGCCUUGGACUCUCCCCCCACCGCCUCUCCUCCCUCCCCCCUGCCGCUUCUGCUGCUGCUGCCGCUGCAAGGGAGGAGGCAGGGAGGUGGAGAGAGGAGAGGAGAGGGAGACGGGGAGAAGGAGAAGGGGAGGGAGACGGGGUGGGGAGAGGUGAGUUUGGGAGAGAGGGGGAAGGGAGGAGAUGGGUGGUGGAGAGGUGGAGGCGAGGAGAGGGGGUUGUCAGUGGUGGGAGGAUAGGGACUGACAGGGAGCACAGUGAAGAGAGCAGCGAUGGAAGCGCAGUCGUGGCAGAAACGCCUACAGUCUCAGCACAAGCAUCAGGGCGAGCAGCAUCAGAAUCAGAACAAUCAGCAGCAGCAUCGGAAUCAGCACAUUUAGCUGCAGAAACAGCAGUGGCUGGCCUAUCCAACAUCACGACGCUCAUAGGCAAGGGUGCACGGGACAUCCACCUGGACCUCGCCACGGGGCACGCUGCCAUUGGCUCCCGUGCUGCCCCCCUCCUCCCCUCCCCUGAUACUCUCUCGCUUGGAACCUCAUAUUCCUCCUCCUUCUCCCCCAUUAGGCACACCACCACCAGCAGCAGCAGCACCAGUGGCAGCAGCAGCAGUGACAGGGAAGAGGAGGAUCGUUCCAACGUGCUCUUCCUGUGGGGCCUACCCCCCUCCCUCCCCCACCAGCGUCUGCGCUUCCUCCUGCGGGGGGCCCUGGGCCGUAACACUCCCCUGGAGCUCGAACCAGUUGAUAGUGGCGCUGCUUUGGUGCGGUUUGGGAGUGGCAAGCAGAGGGACGUGGAAAAUCUGGGUAAGGUGAUGGAGAGUUUGGGGCGAGCACUUUUGGGAGGAGCGGGGAACGGGAGAGGUGGUGGUGGUGGUGGUGGCGGCGGCGGCAGUGGCGGCGGUGGUGGUGGUGGGAGGAUGGGAGCUGGAGGGGAGAGAUUGGGAGAGAGGGAAGUGGUUGCGAGGGAAAUGGUUUCGCUUGGGAUUCGUGCCGCCCCGUUCUCUGCGUUUGUCGCCUUGUGCGAGUCUACUGUUCCGUUUUUGUCCGCCAGUGAGGGCGCGGAUGUGCUCAGGUUGGAGGAGUAUCUUGUGUCUGCCACCCAGAGAUCCCCGACUAGUGCACCUGCUGCCAAAACUAGCCGACCCAGCAGGAAAGAAGGGCAAGGAGCAAGAGAGUGUGCCAAGGUGUUUGGACUCACGCCUGUCAAAUCCGUCCCGACGGUCGCCACUAAAGAAAGCGCUCUCCCAUUAUUCAAUGGACUCAAGGCUUCUAAAACGAACAAGUCUGCCGCGAAGCAGAAGCUCAAGGGUACCGCUAGGGCUGCUCCUGUGCCUGCAUCGCGUCCCUCUACCGCGGUUCGCGCCGCUAUUGCCGAGGACAUCAACACGGACUUUGAGGUGGCCGACAUGACCAUGCCGCAGGGCGGCAGCUGGUCCGUGCACAAGUUCGGCGGCACGUGCGUGGGAUCCGCCGAGCGAAUCCUCAACGUCGCACGCAUCGUCGCCAGCGACCCCGCGGAGCGUCGCUUCGUCGUCGUGUCGGCCAUGGGCGGCACUCCCAAGGUCACCAACAUUCUGUACUCGUUAUUGGACAAGGCGGCCGCGAAAGACUCGAGCGGGUGGGCGGAGCUUAUAGCGCAGCUGCGCGAGAAGCACCGCGCGGCAGCGGCGGAGCUGCUGGGGGAGGAGGACGAGGAGACGAAGAAGAUCCUGGAGCGCAUCGACGAGGACCUGAUCAAUCUUAAAGCCAUGCUCAAAGCCAUCUCCAUCGCGGGGACCUCGACGGAGAUCUUCACGGACUUCAUCGUGGGGCACGGCGAGCUCUGGUCCGCCAUGAUCCUCACCGCCACGCUGCAGAAGGUGACGGGCAAGAAGGUGGCGUUCAUGGAUGCGCGCGACGUGCUCGUGGUGCACCCAGCAGAGGGCGGCAAUCAGGUGGACCCCAACUACGAGCGCUGUGAGGAGAACCUUCACGCGUGGUACGCCGCUCGUGGCGAUGACGGGCACUAUGAGGGCGGGGGCCCGGACCUAGUGGUGGCGACGGGGUUCAUUGCGCGCACCGAGGACGGCGUGCCCACCACGCUCAAGAGGGACGGCAGUGACCUGUCUGCGGCCAUCUUUGGGUCGCUGCUGCGCGCUGGGAGAGUGAUCAUCUGGACGGACGUGGAUGGCGUGUACUCCGCUGACCCCCGGAAAGUGCCUGAUGCUGUGAUUCUCAAGAACCUCUCCUACCAAGAGGCGUGGGAGCUGUCUUAUUUUGGAGCCAACGUCCUCCACCCGCGCACCACCCUGCCGGUGAUGAAGUACGCCAUCCCCAUGUUCAUCCGCAACGCCUUCAACCCCACGGCGCCCGGCACGCGCAUCGGCCGCUCCCAUGACGCCUUCUCGGACGAGGAGCACGAGGCGGCGCACAACGAGCUGCUGGAGGAGGGGACAGAUCCGCUUGACGCCGUCGUCAAGGGCUUCGCUACCAUUGAGAACGUGGCGCUCGUCAACGUGGCUGGCACGGGCAUGGCAGGAGUCCCCGGUAUCGCCAGUCAGAUCUUCAACUCAGUCAAGAACGUGGGGGCCAACGUCAUCGCCAUCUCGCAGGCCUCCUCCGAGCACUCCGUCUGCUUCGCCGUCCCAGAACCCGAGGCCGACAUGGUGGCCGCCGCACUGCGCACCACCUUCCGCCGCGCAAUCGAAUCUAAUCGCGUGCACGAUAUCGAAGUCAUCCCGCACUGCACAGUCCUCGCAGCCGUCGGGCAGCGCAUGGCCAGCACUCCGGGGGUCUCGGCUGCUCUCUUCGCGGCGCUGGCCAAGGCGCGGGUGAACGUGCGUGCGAUUGCGCAGGGGUGCUCCGAGUAUAAUAUCACUGUCGUGGUCGAUCGGAGUGAUGCGGUGGCGGCGCUGCGGGCGGCGCACGGGCGGUUCUACCACUCGCAGAUUCCGCUGGCGGUGGCGCUGAUUGGCCCGGGGCUGAUUGGGAGCACGCUGCUGGAUCAGAUCAGGGACCAGCGGGCGAGUCUGAAGAAGGAGUUUAGCGUUGACAUGCGCGUGGUGGGCAUCAUUGGCGCGAAUAGAAUGCUCAUUGAUAACAGGGGCGUGCACCUGAGCAACUGGCGGGAGGAGCUGGAAACCAGAGGCGAGGCAGCAGACAUGGUGGCGUUCGAGGCGUCGCUGAUGGACGGCCACCACGGGCUGCCCAACACGGUGGUGGUGGACUGCACUGCCAGCAGCGACGUGGCGGACAAAUACCCCACGUGGCUCGCUGAGGGGCUUCACGUGGUCACCCCCAACAAGAAGGCCAAUUCCGGGCCUCUUAAAGAGUACCUCAAGAUCCGCCAGUUGCAGCGCGAGCUCUGCACGCACUACCUGUAUGAGGCCACUGUGGGGGCGGGGCUGCCCAUCGUGGCGACACUCAAGGGGCUGCUGGACACGGGCGACCACAUCCACCGCAUUGAAGGCAUUUUCAGCGGCACGCUGAGUUACAUCUUCAACAACUUUGACGGCAGCAAGCCCUUCUCGCAGAUCGUGGCAGAGGCUCGCGCCAACGGGUUCACUGAGCCUGACCCCAGGGACGACCUGGAGGGCAUGGACGUGGCCAGGAAGGUGGUCAUCUUGGCUCGGGAGUGUGGACUUUGCCUGGAGCUCGACCAAGUACCCGUGCAAAGCCUUGUGCCCGAGGCUCUCCAGCACGUGGCGAGUGUGGACGAGUUCAUGCAGCGGCUGCCUGAAUUCGACGAUGAGAUGGAGGCCAAGAGAAAGGCGGCCGAGGAGACGGGCGAGGUCCUGCGCUAUGGACCCAGGGAGCGGUACCAGUACCCCAUAUCAUUCAUCCGCGGGACCUAUUUUCCCUUUCUUCCUCUCGCCCAAUCAUCCCCCCUCUUCCUCCAGGUCCUGCGCUACGUAGGGGUGGUGGACAUGGACAAGAGGGAGGGGCGGGUGGAGCUGCGCCAGUACCCGCGCACACACGCCUUCACGCAGCUAGUGGGCUCAGACAACAUCAUCUCAUUCGUCACCUACCGCUACAACGUGCAGCCCCUCAUCGUCCGCGGGCCUGGUGCCGGCGCAGAGGUCACUGCGGGGGGUGUGUUCAGCGACCUUCUGCGCCUUGCUGCCUUCCUUGGCGCCCCCUCUUAA
Molecule: messenger RNA, 5538 nt
Organism: Closterium sp. Naga37s-1
Lineage: Eukaryota; Viridiplantae; Streptophyta; Zygnematophyceae; Desmidiales; Closteriaceae
Source: the annotation of a GenBank genome assembly